Messenger RNA from Scophthalmus maximus (turbot), 3518 nucleotides. RefSeq names its product serine/threonine-protein kinase tousled-like 2. The record is from RefSeq and is a predicted model, not a curated record. Lineage: Eukaryota; Metazoa; Chordata; Actinopteri; Pleuronectiformes; Scophthalmidae. The transcript is spliced from 21 exons. Gene Ontology annotation, biological process: intracellular signal transduction; chromosome segregation; peptidyl-serine phosphorylation. Bases 533 to 2638 code for a protein of 701 amino acids. Gene Ontology annotation, molecular function: protein serine/threonine kinase activity; ATP binding. Gene Ontology annotation, cellular component: nucleus.
AGUCGAGGUUAUCUGUUGAACUGGCGCAGGGGAGGCAUCUCUCAAAGCUCUCCCUGGAGCCCUGUGCGGUCCUGGCUGCGGGGGGGUUAUUAUCAUUCAUCAACAAUUAAAUGAUGGGACUCUAACGAGGUGGCCGAACUUGCCCUCACCGCUCCGACAAUGACAACACAAAGAGCGAGCGAGGCAGAAAUGUGACAACACUUGUCAGCAGGCUUCAGAGCGACGGCAGCUGCGGGGUCCGCUCCUUGCGUUUGGCACCACGACGGGCGAGGAAACCCCGAGGAUCCGGGCCUUGCCGUCCGGAUGACACCGGUCGGAGCCUGCCGCGCCGCUCUCCUUAGCUAGCAGUGGCUAAGCUAACAGAUGCCUUCCCGCGACUUCGCAGCAAUUGUAAAUGGAGAACUUGACGCGAGCAGCUGUAUUUGAGGUGUGCGGGGCCGCGGGUCGUUGAGGAGUUCGCCGGCGGCGGCGGGGACGACAACGUCAUUUCUAGGGCCGCGAGUGACUGAAAGCUGCUCGAGCUUCUCCAGGCAUGAUGGAAGGACUUCAUAGUCAGGCUAUAAGCCUGGACCCACGCAGGCAGGAACUGCUUGAGGCUCGCUUCACUGGAGUUGGUGUGGCCAAGAGUUCAGCCAACAGCGAAUCAUCCAACCAGUCACUUUGCAGCGCGGGGUCACUGAGUGACAAGGAAGUGGAGACACCAGAGAAGAAGGCCAAUGACCAGAGACGCAGGAAGAGAAAAGGAGACAUCUAUGACAGCAAUAGUCAGGGAAAGGGGAGAGGACACAAAAUAAGUGAUUAUUUUGAGUUUGCUGGUAGCAGUGGCUCUGGCACCAGUCCUGCCCGGGGCAUCCCCAUGCUGGUGCGCUCCUCUCCACAACACUCACUGUCUAAUCCUCUGCAGUUUCAGCACGGCAGUCCGUCGUCCACCGGCUCAGCCCACACAGACUCUUCAUCUUGCAGCUCUGUGAAGACGGCUCCCACACACUCCUGCUCGCACAAGGCCACACAGUCAGAGCUGACGCUGCUGAAACUGACAGCACUGGAGAGGAACAAGAACUCAGACCUGGAGCAGAAAGAGGGGAGAAUAGAUGACCUGCUGAGGGCUAAUUGCGACUUGAGGCGGCAGGUAGAUGAGCAGCAGAAGAUGCUGGAGCGCUACAAGGAGCGGCUUAACAAGUGUGUGACCAUGAGCAAGAAGCUGCUGAUUGAGAAGUCAAAGCAGGAGAAGAUGGCUUGCAGGGACAAGAGCAUGCAGGACCGUCUGCGUCUGGGUCACUUCACCACUGUUCGCCAUGGAGCCUCCUUCACCGAGCAGUGGACCGAUGGGUUUGCCUUCCAGAACCUCAUCAAGCAGCAAGAGAGAAUCAACUCGCAGCGCGAGGACAUUGAGAGGCAGAGGAAGCUGCUGGGGAAGAGGAAACCUCCCUCCAUGGCCCAGACGCCUCCACCCAGCCUGGAGCAGAGCAAAAGAAAGAGCAGGAGCAAUGGCCAGGAGAAUGAAGCAUUGUCGCUGGCAGAUUAUCAUGAGCAAGAAGAGAUUUUCAAACUUCGUAUUGGUCAUCUAAAAAAGGAAGAGGCAGAGACCCAGUCAGAGCUGGAGCAUUUGGAGCGAGUGAGAAACCUGCACAUUCGGGAGCUGAAGAGAAUCCAUAAUGAGGACAAUUCGCAAUUUAAAGACCACCCGACGCUGAAUGACCGAUAUCUGCUCUUACAUUUACUCGGAAGAGGUGGCUUCAGUGAAGUAUUCAAGGCUUUUGAUUUGACAGAGCAAAGGUAUGUGGCCAUUAAAAUCCAUCAACUCAACAAGAACUGGAGGGAGGAGAAGAAGGAAAACUACCACAAACACGCCUGUAGAGAGUACAGAAUCCACAAAGAACUCGACCACCCUAGAAUAGUCAAACUCUACGACUAUUUCUCACUCGACAAAGACUCGUUCUGCACAGUGCUGGAGUACUGCGAAGGCAACGAUCUGGACUUCUACUUGAAGCAGAAUAAGCUGAUGACUGAGAAGGAGGGCCGCUCGAUUGUCAUGCAGAUUGUCAACGCGCUCAAGUACCUCAACCAGAUCCGGCCACCCAUCAUCCACUAUGACCUCAAGCCUGGAAACAUCCUGUUAGUGAACGGCACAGCUUGCGGAGAGAUUAAGAUCACCGACUUUGGCCUGUCUAAGAUCAUGGAUGAUGACAGCUACAACUCGGCAGAUGGCAUGGAGCUGACCUCACAGGGAGCAGGGACCUACUGGUACCUCCCUCCUGAGUGCUUUGUGGUGGGCAAGGAGCCCCCGAAAAUAUCCAACAAGGUGGACGUUUGGUCAGUGGGGGUCAUCUUCUACCAGAGCUUGUAUGGACGCAAGCCGUUUGGUCACAACCAGUCGCAGCAGGAUAUUCUUCAAGAAAACACCAUACUAAAAGCCACCGAGGUGCAGUUUCCCCCCAAACCUGUGGUCACCACAGAAGCAAAGGCUUUCAUUCGACGUUGCCUGGCUUAUCAUAAGGAGGAUCGUGUGGAUGUGCUGCAGUUGGCCAGCGACCCCUUCCUAAAGCCCCACAUUCGAAAAGCCCUGGGCAGCAGUGCGCCUCUCGCACCUCCUGCUCCCUCCACCUCCAGCUGCUACGGCAGCAGUGCCUCCGACUGAACCGGGCUGAAAGAAACUGGAAUAAACCCCAGUUUUAGGACAAAAGCCACGCAAGCGACGUUACACACUUGAUGAAACUCCUCCUUUGUUCUCUCCAUUGCGAGAGAGAGAGAGCAGAGAGCAUGAUGGGACGGGGGGAUCGUGACAGUGUGAAUGGAACCAAAAUGAUGGAUGAUGUGGUUAUGUAGCAGUAAAUGUGCCCACCACCGUCGUCCAAGUGGUAAAAAUGAAUAGCCAGUCUCUGGCUGUGGGCUCAGUAGAACCCAAAGAUUUGCCCAUAUGCAUGCACUAACCCAAAAACGUUGGCUCAUUUCUUCGGGGCUUUUUAACAUGAUAAAUAGUAAAAGCACCCAAAAUAUUGCACAACUGACUUACACGCUGAGAAGUUUGCCACGUGUGGAGGAUCACCUGCCUGUACUCUGAAAGGCUUAGAAGAAGCAUAGAUAAGAAUCCAUCCCAUUCUGCUUGACAUGCACCAUCUUAACUAUUUCAAAAUUACAUCAAGCUAUUUUUCAGAACCAGAGAUCAGUUUCAAAUUCGUCUCCCUUGAGGUUUGGCACUUUUUAGGAAGGGCUUCUACGAGUGAUGAGGAGUGACCGGUGACCAAAGUUUAAGGAGCUGAUGUGGAGAGGUUCAUGAAUGACUUGAUACAGAAGAGGGCUGAUUCUGAAAGGAGUAACUGGUUUAGACCUAUUUUAAAAUAUUUUACUGGAUAACUGGAAGUCAGCUUAUUAUUUUAAUUGUUAAGUCCAUAUUUUUCCAUAAAAUGUACCCCCUCUGACGUUUUUGUUAACCUUAAAGAGGGGGCUGACUAUGAAUGAGUGUUGUGAUGAGAGGCUAGAUUCAAAUAAUUAUGAAACCAUUAAAAACAUUUGGUUAA